AGGCGCCGGGAGCCCGCCCGGAGGCGCCGAGAGGGAAGGCGGGCUCGGUGGGGCCAUGGAGCUGCUGAAGCUGAACCGGAGCCUGCAGGGACCCGGGCCCGGGCUGGGGGCUUCCCUGUGCCGCCCGGUUGGCCCCGUCCUCAACAGCAGCAGUGCAGGGAACCUCAGCUGCGAGACCCCUCGCAUCCGUGGCGCCGGGACAAGAGAAUUGGAGCUGGCCAUUAGAGUCACCCUUUAUGCAGUGAUCUUUCUGAUGAGCGUUGGAGGAAAUGUGCUCAUCAUUGUGGUCCUGGGACUGAGCCGCCGCCUGAGAACUGUGACCAACGCCUUCCUGCUCUCCCUGGCAGUCAGUGACCUCCUGCUGGCUGUGGCUUGCAUGCCCUUCACACUCCUGCCCAAUCUCAUGGGCACAUUCAUCUUUGGCACCGUCAUCUGCAAAGCGGUUUCCUACCUCAUGGGGGUGUCUGUGAGCGUGUCCACGCUAAGCCUUGUGGCCAUCGCCCUGGAGCGGUACAGCGCCAUCUGCCGACCACUGCAGGCGCGGGUGUGGCAGACCCGCUCCCACGCGGCCCGCGUGAUCUUAGCCACCUGGCUGCUGUCCGGAUUGCUCAUGGUCCCCUACCCUGUGUACACCGCUGUGCAGCCGGUGGGGCCCCGUGUGCUGCAGUGCGUGCAUCGCUGGCCCAACGCGCGGGUCCGCCAGACCUGGUCGGUCCUGCUGCUCCUGCUCCUGUUCUUCGUCCCCGGAGUGGUUAUGGCGGUGGCCUACGGCCUCAUCUCCCGCGAGCUCUACUUAGGGCUUCGCUUUGAUGGUGACACGGACAGUGAGAGCCAGAGCAGGGUCCGAGGCCAGGGAGGUCUGUCCGGCUCUGCACCAGGUCCUGUCCACCAGAAUGGGCGUUGCCGGCCUGAAUCCGGCCUGUCAGGCGAGGACAGCGACGGCUGCUACGUGCAGCUUCCGCGGUCCCGGCCGGCCCUGGAGCUGUCGGCCCUGACGGCGUCCACUCCUGCACCAGGACCCGGCCCCCGGCCCACCCAGGCCAAGCUUCUGGCUAAGAAGCGCGUGGUGCGGAUGCUGCUGGUGAUCGUUGUGCUUUUCUUCCUGUGUUGGUUGCCGGUGUACAGCGCCAACACGUGGCGUGCCUUCGACGGCCCGGGUGCGCACCGGGCCCUCUCGGGGGCGCCCAUCUCCUUCAUCCACUUGCUGAGCUACGCCUCCGCCUGCGUCAACCCGCUGGUCUACUGCUUCAUGCACCGCCGCUUUCGCCAGGCCUGCCUGGACACUUGCGCGCGCUGCUGCCCCAGGCCUCCUCGAGCUCGUCCCAGGCCUCUCCCAGAGGAGGACCCUCCUACCCCGUCCAUUGCUUCCCUGUCCAGGCUGAGCUACACCACCAUCAGCACGCUGGGGCCUGGCUGAGGGGCGGGGGAGGUCAGGGUGCUGGGGCAGGACAGGCAUCCCUGUAGGCACAGAUACACCCAAACGCACAAGAAACACAAACCACAGUUGACAAAGAGACUGACACCCAACAGCAUGGACUAACCCAACACUCAGGAAACGGGUGGCAGUGCUCACACAAAAGAAACCAGAACAGAGCCUUACACAGAAAGGGAGCUCCCUGAUGGCCUCCCUAGAGACAGAGAGCCCUGAUCUUGACAGGCAGACAAAGCAUCCCCAGCAGCAGACCAUCCCUACACCCUGGGGACUCUGACAGCUGACCUGUCCCUCAUGCCCGUAUACAUUAACCGCACUGAUUCUCCAGGGGCGACAGACCCUGGCACAGGACUGAUUUGGGUUGUUCCAGGCUGUCCUCGGUUUGACCUCACAAGGCACUUCCCCAACCAGCACUGAAGAUACCAACAGGCUCUUUAGGACUGAAAAGUCUCUUCAUCACUUUCCAGUUAAGGACUGCAGCCCUGCCCCGUCAUUUUCCCCCAACCUGUUUGAGAAACAAUAAAUGACUUGGCCUCCUUCUUGA
Molecule: messenger RNA, 1976 nt
Organism: Chinchilla lanigera (long-tailed chinchilla)
Lineage: Eukaryota; Metazoa; Chordata; Mammalia; Rodentia; Chinchillidae
Gene: Cckbr
Product: cholecystokinin B receptor
Exons: 5
Coding region: 56-1417 (453 amino acids)
Biological process (GO): phospholipase C-activating G protein-coupled receptor signaling pathway
Cellular component (GO): plasma membrane
Molecular function (GO): cholecystokinin receptor activity; gastrin receptor activity
Source: RefSeq, a predicted model, not a curated record